AUGUGUGUCCGCAGCAUAGGGCGCCCUGUAGACUUCGUUUGUAUUGUCGUCCUCGUCUUCGCCUUCCUCUUCCUCGUAGUCGGAGCUCAUGCUAGCUUGCUGGGUCGGCAACAACAGCAGCUGGUGGGUCGGAAGAAGCUGGCGGUGGUGAUGAAGCGCGAGGUCGUGUAAUUUGCGUGCAGAGCGCCCAGGAAUCGCGCUUGCGAGAGCAGCGAGGGUGAAGAGAGUUGCUCCCAGCCAGGCUGCGGCCCUAACGUGCCUUGUAUAACUCGCCAUGCAUACCCCAACGCGGCGCUUGUGGGGGUGUGUGCACAAGCUACGCUGCAGACCUGCAGGUCUUUGUAGGCGUCCUGCCUGCUAUACAACUCCCUUGCAUUUGGUUCGGGAUAUUUUCCUUAUCAUCCCCUCCUUGAGAAGACCGGGCUAUUGAGCCAGAGUGAUAAAAAAAAUGAUAAAAAAAAAGUGACGGUAGCCACAGAAGGGUUAAGGGCAGGUUCCGGUGAUGGUCGAUUUGCAAAGGUUCUGAAGUACUAAGACGUCAAAUUUGGCACACAUAGUCUUAGUAUCAUGAGCGCUCGAUUAAAAAAAAAAAAUCGGCCCACAACCGGGGACACAAUGCCCAUAUCCCCGGUUUUUCGGCUCAAUUCUGCGGGGCGAAAAAUACCCAUUUGGGGGGGUAGUGCGGGUUGUGUUGCCUUGAACCAGCUCAACCGUUGAAUUUGAUGAACCAACGACUAGUACGCAUCCUGUUCUGAGUCACAAAAAAAAAUAACGUUAAACGGAUGCCUAUGGAUGGUAAUAUGCCUGUCCAAACAUGGGCACUUUUGCCCCCUUUUUGGCUUGUACGGCAGCAACUUCCGUCAAAACCGUGCCACAUGUUGAAGCAACUAUUUUUCACCCAUAUUAACCCCCCGGGUGACGCCGUUUCAGAGAAACGUAUUGAAGGUUGCAGAAAACACGUUGG
Messenger RNA from Ectocarpus sp. CCAP 1310/34, 964 nucleotides. The record is from the annotation of a GenBank genome assembly. NCBI's taxonomy places the organism in Eukaryota, Phaeophyceae, Ectocarpales, Ectocarpaceae.